Molecule: messenger RNA, 909 nt
Organism: Triticum urartu
Lineage: Eukaryota; Viridiplantae; Streptophyta; Magnoliopsida; Poales; Poaceae
Biological process (GO): microtubule-based process
Cellular component (GO): cytoplasmic dynein complex
Molecular function (GO): dynein intermediate chain binding
Source: RefSeq, a predicted model, not a curated record
CCUUGAGAUUCCUUCCCCCCACUCGCUCAACGUCUCCAUCAUUUCCUCCAAGAAUCAAGGAAGCGGCCAACCACCACGACCCAGCACCGGGAGGGAGACCUGCCGCCGCCGGGAAGAGAAGAGAAGAGAAUGCUGGAGGGCAAGGCGGUGGUGGAGGACACGGACAUGCCGGCGCGGAUGCAGGCGGCGGCGACGUCGGCCGCCUCCCGCGCGCUCGACCUCUUCCACGUCGACGACUGCCGCGCCAUCGCCGGCCACAUCAAGACGGAGUUCGACCGGCGGUACGGCAUGGGGUGGCAGUGCGUGGUGGGCGCCAGCUUCGGGUGCUUCUUCACCCACUCCAGCGGCACCUUCAUCUACUUCUCCCUCGAGCGCCUCACCUUCCUCCUCUUCAAGGCCGCCGCCGUCACCGCUGCGACCUCCUGUGCUUCGUCGGGGAUAUCUUAAUCUGCUCUUGUCCAGCUCCAAUCCCGGAGAGUCUCAUUCGUCGGCGGCGAGGGAUUCGGCGUCGAGACGUGGAAGGGCAAGGCCUCGUCCAGAAUCAGAAUCAGAGUUCAUACCUGUAUGCUCUGCUGAACUCAAACCUUCCAGAUUUUGUACAUAGACCAUGCACAGUAAACUGCAGAAUUUUGCCAAUCUCCUUGAUGUUAUCUCUGUUCUAGAUUCUGCCGAUCUCAACUCGUAAAGGUGCCACAUUUCGUUCGUUUGAUCCUAACAUUCAGUUCAGUUUGUUGCGCCCGAAAUUAGGGAAUACAAUAUGUCUGUCCUCGAUCGCGAUUCAAAUCAGCCAAUGUGGUCGCCCCUGUAUUUUUCUAAUAAUCACUAGGUCCGUCGUGUCUGAUGAAUGUUUAAGUUGCCGUCGCAUCCGACUUGAUAUGACCCGCGUCUGAUUCCCCACGUCUGCACGAC